AUGCAGUGGCUGUGGCCCCUGGCUGUCUCUCUUGCUGCAGUGUCAACUGUGGGGCUAAGCAGUCACCGAGCAUCAACCCAGGAGCAGCAGAGUCGAUCCAAGAGAGGCACUGAGGACGAGGAGGCUAAGGGGGUGCAGCAGUAUGUCCCUGAGGAGUGGGCUGAGUACCCCCGGCCCAUCCACCCUGCUGGCCUGCAGCCCACCAAGCUCUUGGUGGCCACCAGCCCAAAUCCAGACAAGGAUGGGGGCACCUUGGGCAGUGAGCAGGAGCCGAGGGGCAACCUGACAGGGACGCCGGGGCGGAGGCUGCAGAUCCAGAACCCUCUGUACCCAGUGACCGAGAGCUCCUACAGUGCCUAUGCCAUUAUGCUCCUGGCUCUGGUGGUGUUUGCUGUGGGCAUUGCGGGCAACCUAUCGGUCAUGUGCAUCGUGUGGCACAGCUAUUACCUGAAGAGUGCCUGGAACUCCAUCUUGGCAAGCCUGGCCCUCUGGGAUUUCCUGGUCCUCUUUUUCUGCCUCCCUAUUGUCAUCUUCAAUGAGAUCACUAAGCAGAGGCUGCUGGGUGACGUUUCUUGUCGGGCCGUGCCCUUCAUGGAGGUCUCUUCUCUGGGAGUCACCACUUUCAGCCUUUGUGCCUUGGGCAUUGACCGCUUCCACGUGGCCACCAGCACACUGCCCAAGUUGAGGCCCAUCGAGCGGUGCCAGUCGAUCCUGGCCAAGCUGGCCGUCAUCUGGGUGGGCUCCAUGAUGCUGGCUGUGCCUGAGCUACUGCUGUGGCAGUUGGCACAGGAACCUGGCCCCACCUCGGGCACCGUGGACUCCUGCAUCAUGAAACCCUCGGCCAGCCUGCCUGAGUCCCUCUACUCUCUGGUGAUGACCUACCAGAAUGCCCGCAUGUGGUGGUACUUUGGCUGUUACUUCUGCCUGCCUAUCCUCUUCACUGUCACCUGCCAGCUGGUGACUUGGCGGGUGCGGGGUCCUCCGGGCAGGAAGCCGGAGUGCCGAGCCGGGCUGCAUGAGCAGUGUGAACGCCAGCUCAACAGCACCGUGGUGGGUCUGACAGUGGUGUACACCCUCUGCACCCUCCCCGAGAACGUCUGCAACCUCGUGGUGGCCUACCUCUCCACUGAGCUGACCCGCCAGACCCUGGACCUCCUGGGCCUCAUCAAUCAGUUCUCCACUUUCUUCAAAGGGGCUGUCACUCCAGUGCUGCUCCUGUGCAUCUGCAGGCCACUGGGCCAGGCCUUCCUGGACUGCUGCUGCUGCUGCUGCGAAGAGUGUGGGGCCUCCCAGGCCGUGGCGGCCAACGCCUCAGACAACAAGCUCAAGACCGAGAUGUCCUCUUCCAUCUACUUCCACAAGCCCAGGGAGUCUCCCCCGCUCCUGCCCCUGGGCACACCAUGCUGA
Chrysochloris asiatica (Cape golden mole) is the source of this 1407-nucleotide messenger RNA. It is a transcript of the gene GPR37L1, whose product is annotated as G protein-coupled receptor 37 like 1. Gene Ontology annotation, molecular function: G protein-coupled peptide receptor activity. NCBI's taxonomy places the organism in Eukaryota, Metazoa, Chordata, Mammalia, Afrosoricida, Chrysochloridae. Gene Ontology annotation, biological process: positive regulation of MAPK cascade; adenylate cyclase-inhibiting G protein-coupled receptor signaling pathway. The coding region runs from base 1 to 1407 and encodes 468 amino acids. Gene Ontology annotation, cellular component: plasma membrane; signaling receptor complex. The transcript is spliced from 2 exons. The record is from RefSeq and is a predicted model, not a curated record.